AUGGGUUCUCACCUGUCUUUCCCUAGGGUUACCCUGACAAAGGAGAAAAUUGUCAUUGUUACCGGUGCUAACACAGGUAUAGGAUACGAAACAGCCAAAUGGAUAGCCAUGAUGGGAGCCACAGUCAUAUUGGGCUGUCGGUCGGAAGAGAAGGCAAGGGAGGCGAUGGCAAAGAUAAAUGCGGAAUUCCAGGCAGAGAAAGACCUCAAAACACCAGGAGUGGUGGAUUAUCAAGAACUUAGCCUAGAGUUCAUAAAAUUGGACUGUGCAAGUCUCCAGUCAGUGAUGGGUUUUGUCAAGACUUUCAAGGAAUCUGGUCGACAAUUACACGUUCUUGUGUGCAACGCUGGAAUAGGCAUGAGUAAACAGGCAUACACAGAUGAUGGGUAUGAACUCAUGUUUCAGGUAAAUUAUUUGAGCCAAUACCUGUUAUCUGCUCAUCUGUUGCCCAUUAUGAAGACUUCUGGAGAAGACUGUCGUAUAGUACUUGUGUCUAGUGAGGUGCAUCGUUACUCCGAACUUAAAUUGGACAGAAUACAGGGAAGACAGUAUAAUGAACGUAAUUUUCGACGAACAUUGUUCUACGGAAAUUCGAAAGCAUUCCAGGUCAUGCAGAUGUUUAGUAUGAACCGACGACUUCAAAAUUCAAACGUCACAGUAUCAAGUUUACAUCCGGGUGUUGUGCAGACAGAAGUAACAAGAAACUUUAGUGAUAUGGGACCUUGGGCUCUUCUGUUCAGCAUAGGGAAAUUGAUUGGCGCGUCAAAAACUCCAUAUGAAGGAGCUGAGACCACAAUCAAUGCAGCCGUGAACCCGGCACUUCAAGACGUCCGUGAUGUGUAUUAUAGUGACUGUAAACCCAACACUCCACACAGUAGAACUAGAAAUAAGCAGAACCAGGAAACGUUAUGGACAUACACUCAAAACUGUCUUAAGGAAGGAGGUUUUCUUCCUGACGAUAUCAUCAAGUGUUUGGACGGGGAAUGA
Messenger RNA from Ylistrum balloti, 987 nucleotides. RefSeq names its product retinol dehydrogenase 14-like. The coding region runs from base 1 to 987 and encodes 328 amino acids. The record is from RefSeq and is a predicted model, not a curated record. The transcript has 8 exons. Lineage: Eukaryota; Metazoa; Mollusca; Bivalvia; Pectinida; Pectinidae.